GCAAACGCGAUGGCUGUGUCCCUACACCGUCUCUUCUCCUACGUCUUGGGGGCGCUCGUCGUCACUGCAGCCGCUCAUAAGUCCGCACCCUCCGUGACGUCGACCGCUGCGAGCAGCACCCUCACAGGCAUCGCCGCAACUGCUCCUACCAUCGGUCCCUCCCACCAAGUGGGCAGGUUGCCUGCUCUUGGCUGGAACUCCUGGAAUGCGUACUCAUGCAAUAUCAACGAAACCAAGAUCCUCGACGCUGCGGACCUGUUCAUCUCCCUGGGCCUGGCCGACGCAGGCUAUGAGUAUGUGAACAUCGACGACUGUUGGCCGCUUGAGACCCGCGACGCGUCUACGGGCCGGAUCGUGCCCGAUCCGAGCAAGUUCCCGAGCGGCAUCAGCGGCGUCGCUGACCAGGUGCACGCCCUCGGCCUGAAGCUCGGGAUAUACAGCGAUGCUGGCACGAACACCUGUGCGGGGUUCCCUGGCUCUCUCGGAAACGAAACGGUGGACGCGGAGGCGUUCGCCGAAUGGGGCGUCGAUUACCUCAAAUAUGACAAUUGCAACGUCCCUAGUAACUGGACGGAUGCUGCCACCCCGCCUGACAACGACUGGUACAACUCGAACUCUGCUAUCCGCUACCGUCAAAUGACAGCGGCGCUGAACCAGACCGGGAAGCCUGUCCACUUCAGCCUCUGCAUCUGGGGCGACGCUAACGUGUGGGAGUGGGGCGAUCGCGUCGGCCACUCGUGGCGCAUGACCGGCGACGUUAGCGCAUCUUGGAGUUCCAUCUCGAGCAUCAUCGCGGCAAACGCUCAACAUCUCGAUUCAGUCGACUUCUUUUCCCAUAAUGACAUGGAUAUGAUGGAGAUCGGGAACGGCGACUUGACCUUAGAGGAGCAGCGAACCCAUUUCGCCGCAUGGGCAUUCUUGAAGAGCCCCAUCCUCCUUGGGACCGAUCUCAACAAUCUCAACUCGACUCAGCUGGAUAUAAUCAAAAACGCUCAAUUGCUCGCGUUCCACCAGGACCCCAUUGUUGGAACCCCGGCUACACCAUUCAACGCGACAGCAUCUGCUCCCAGCACUUCGCCUCCCGAGUUCUACGCUGGGAAGUCCUCGAAGGGAACACACGUCUUCAUCAUCAACACUAACACUACGGCCACGAAGACGUUCGAAUUCGGAAACGUUCCAGGCCUCGGGUUCGGUCGAUUCAGGGUGCAGGACAUGUGGACGGGCAAAAACCUAGGAACCUUCGCAAACAAAUUCUCGAUCACUGUGGACACUCACGAUACUGCUGCACUCUUGAUCCACCGUGCAUAGCGUCUGACCAUGUAGUAUGGAAUGCCUAAGGAUAUAUUGAAUCACCCGAAUUCCA
This is a messenger RNA of Dichomitus squalens LYAD-421 SS1, 1363 nucleotides long. Its product is annotated as glycoside hydrolase. Gene Ontology annotation, biological process: carbohydrate metabolic process. The record is from RefSeq and is a predicted model, not a curated record. The transcript has 13 exons. Gene Ontology annotation, molecular function: hydrolase activity, hydrolyzing O-glycosyl compounds. The coding region runs from base 10 to 1308 and encodes 432 amino acids. Lineage: Eukaryota; Fungi; Basidiomycota; Agaricomycetes; Polyporales; Polyporaceae.